AUGAACAUGCACAUUAAGACAGUGAGAAAAUUGUACACACUCAUAGAUGUACUGUUCUAUAAUCCAUCAUCAUCAUCAUCAUCAUCAUCAUCAUCAUCAUCAUCAUCAUCAUCAUCAUCAUCAUCAUCAUCAUCAUCAUCAUCAUCAUCAUCAUCAUCAUCAUCAUCAUCAUCAUCAUCAUCAUCAUCAUCAUCAUCAUCAUCAUCAUCAUCAUCAUCAUCAUCAUCAUCAUCAUCAUCAUCAUCAUCAUCAUCAUCAUCAUCAUCAUCAUCAUCAUCAUCAUCAUCAUCAUCAUCAUCAUCAUCAUCAUCAUCAUCAUCAUCAUCAUCAUCAUCAUCAUCAUCAUCAUCAUCAUCAUCAUCAUCAUCAUCAUCAUCAUCAUCAUCAUCAUCAUCAUCAUCAUCAUCAUCAUCAUCAUCAUCAUCAUCAUCAUCAUCAUCAUCAUCAUCAUCAUCAUCAUCAUCAUCAUCAUCAUCAUCAUCAUCAUCAUCAUCAUCAUCAUCAUCAUCAUCAUCAUCAUCAUCAUCAUCAUCAUCAUCAUCAUCAUCAUCAUCAUCAUCAUCAUCAUCAUCAUCAUCAUCAUCAUCAUCAUCAUCAUCAUCAUCAUCAUCAUCAUCAUCAUCAUCAUCAUCAUCAUCAUCAUCAUCAUCAUCAUCAUCAUCAUCAUCAUCAUCAUCAUCAUCAUCAUCAUCAUCAUCAUCAUCAUCAUCAUCAUCAUCAUCAUCAUCAUCAUCAUCAUCAUCAUCAUCAUCAUCAUCAUCAUCAUCAUCAUCAUCAUCAUCAUCAUCAUCAUCAUCAUCAUCAUCAUCAUCAUCAUCAUCAUCAUCAUCAUCAUCAUCAUCAUCAUCAUCAUCAUCAUCAUCAUCAUCAUCAUCAUCAUCAUCAUCAUCAUCAUCAUCAUCAUCAUCAUCAUCAUCAUCAUCAUCAUCAUCAUCAUCAUCAUCAUCAUCAUCAUCAUCAUCAUCAUCAUCAUCAUCAUCAUCAUCAUCAUCAUCAUCAUCAUCAUCAUCAUCAUCAUCAUCAUCAUCAUCAUCAUCAUCAUCAUCAUCAUCAUCAUCAUCAUCAUCAUCAUCAUCAUCAUCAUCAUCAUCAUCAUCAUCAUCAUCAUCAUCAUCAUACACAAACAUAGGAAAAUUCAUCCGAUUAAUUUAG
Messenger RNA from Schistosoma margrebowiei, 1152 nucleotides. The record is from the annotation of a GenBank genome assembly. Lineage: Eukaryota; Metazoa; Platyhelminthes; Trematoda; Strigeidida; Schistosomatidae.